CUUUCACGUUAUGUUUACAUUUUUGCUUUUCAACAGUUGGUAGCGCUGCAGUUGGUCUCUUCUCUCUUUUUAUAAAUCGCUCUUUCUUAUUUUGUUUUGAACUUGUUUCCAACACUUUGACAGUUCUGAUUGGAAUGAAGCUUUAUAAAGUUACUAUUUUUCUUCUGAAUAAAUAAAAAUAAACAAAUUGUUACCAAUUAAAAGUUGGUUUCCAAUUAUCACUGCAAUGGCUCAGCACAAAUGUACGCGCUGGGCCGUCGAUUUGGCUAGCUGGUCACCAACACUACCGCAGUUAGCGCAGGCGGUCGCUGUCAUCCAAGCUGAGGAACGUGGCCGGCUGCAGAAGUUCUUUUACAUUGAUGAUUUUCUUUCAUCACUGGUGGGGCGUUUGUUGAUGCGAAAAUACGUCAGUGUCCAAAGUGGCAUGGAUUAUAAAGAAGUGCAAUUUGCACGCGAUGUGCGUGGAAAACCUUAUUGGACACAAGCCGCAAACGAAUGCCCCAAUCAAAUGAGCUUCAAUGUAUCGCAUCAGGGAAAUUUUGUGUUGUUUGCGGGCGUUUCGAUGGACACCAAAGUGAAAGUAGCUGAACCUACUACAUUUGGCGUUGGUGUUGAUGUGAUGAAGAUUGAAUAUAGCGGUGGGAAGUCUCUUUCGGAAUUCUUUCGUAUAAUGCAGCGCAAAUUCUCGGACAGCGAAUGGCGUUACAUACGCCGCCCACACCACAAUGAGUUCGAUCAAGUGCAAGCGUUUAUGCGUCAUUGGUGUUUAAAGGAGGCUUAUGUCAAAGAACUUGGCGUUGGCAUAACAAUUGAUUUACAAAAAAUUAGCUUCAAAGUGGAUACUUCGCGAGAACUCAGUGUUGCGGAAUCGCCGUUGACAGGCACAACUUUGCGUUGUAAUGACAUGCUUAUGCAUGACUGGCACUUUGAGGAACACUUGCUGCAUCCAAAGUAUUGUGCAGCUAUCGCAUUUAGAAAUUGCAAGCCAGAGGAGGGGAAAUUCGAGCUACUGAAAAUGGAUCAACUCUUGGUUGAGACGGAAAGCGCAACAAGCAUCGAGGUAGUGCAGUACUGUAGGGAGGCAUUAAGAAAGGAACGAAGAAAGAGCUGAGGAGUUACAUAUGAUUUGAGGCGAAUUAAUUUUAAACAGAAUUGGGAGGACAAAUUUAAAAAUAUGUAUAAUUGUAGUAUAAAAUGUAUAUAUAUUUAAUCCCAGAAGGUAAUUUAGGUAGGCAUUCUUAAGUAAAGCCAUUCUCAGAGGCCUACCCAAGAAGGGCUGAAAAAAGUGCUUCCUUGCAUGCCCUUUAGAAGGGCUUUCUCAUUUACAUUUUACGCGAAUUUCAAUAAACAUUUUGAGUUGCAAUAACACAUGUUUGAUAUAAACCGCAAGCAAAACUACUUCACAGAUGUAUGAUUUUUAUAAAUUGAAGAAGCAACUUUAAAAGAACUCGCGCAAAAGCCCUUCUGAAGCAUGUCCUA
Molecule: messenger RNA, 1479 nt
Organism: Rhagoletis pomonella (apple maggot)
Lineage: Eukaryota; Metazoa; Arthropoda; Insecta; Diptera; Tephritidae
Product: L-aminoadipate-semialdehyde dehydrogenase-phosphopantetheinyl transferase-like
Exons: 1
Coding region: 227-1111 (294 amino acids)
Cellular component (GO): cytosol
Molecular function (GO): magnesium ion binding; holo-[acyl-carrier-protein] synthase activity
Source: RefSeq, a predicted model, not a curated record